AACGAUGAAGACACCAUCAGUCCUUUCAGUUUGCUCUCUUGCGUUUCUGUUCACCUCAGUGUCUUGUCAUUUGAGGCUGCCAAGGAUUACGUCUUCCCCAAACAAUCCAUUGAUUGGCAAGCGAAAAGAAAACGUAACUUUGAGCUGGAAGUUUGAGCUGCGUCCCACAGAGACAUGGAAUAAUUCCAUAAUCGAAGUGGUUUUUGGUGUGUGGAAGUAUCCUGGAUUCCUCAAGAAAAAACUUAUGCUCAUUAACAACACUGGCGGAAAAAUAAUACGAGAGAACUAUGAGAAAAAGAUAAGCUGUAACUUCGACAUGUCUCUCCUGCAAGUGGCAUUCACUCUUCACGAUUUGGAUAAGAGCGAUGAGAAUGAAUAUGGCGUUCAAGUUGAGUUUGACCUGAGUCAAGCUCCCUUAACGGAUAGUGUCAAACUUCGUCUUGAAGACCCACCUAAAAUUAACACUCCUCAACGAAAAAACAUCUCCGUGAGGGAUAGUGAAUCACUGAUGAUAAAAUGCCAUGCAAGUGGAUUUCCCACACCAAACAUAACAUGGAAAAGACUAGGGAAAACCAUUGGAAACCAAGCUCUUUAUUUCAAUUCUAUAAAGAAAAGGGACAGCGGAGUUUACCUGUGUGAAGCUCAUAACCAGGCAGGCAAAGACAGCACGGAAAUCACUGUCAGAGUUGAUGAUUCUGACGAUCUGGAGUCUCCAACAACGGAGAGAGUUCCUGAUUCGCCACCUGGAACAUCAAAGGCCAAUAGAUCCGUGUGGAUCAUCCUCUUACUGGCCAUUACUGGAGUACUUAUCGUACUCAUUAUGAUAACACUCACAGAAAUAAUGCGUCGCUCUCGAAAACGUUGCCAAAAGGAUGAUAUUAGAAAGAUUAGAUACAAGAAGCAAAUUGACUUUACAGGAUCGAAUGAAUAUUUUACUCCUAUCACUAAGCUGAAGACAGUGUUAAGUUCUCAGUCAAUAUAGACAAUCGAUAAGCGGGAAAACGAGAAACAGCUAUAGACGGGGAAAGGAAAAAGACGAGAGAGCAUGCAAGUGUUUUUUUGAAUAUCCAUCGAGGAGCUUACCCUUAGGAAAAAAAAACCAGACAUAUGCCAUGAUUCACUCGUCUGAUUUAGAUUGUCUCCAUGUGCUGACCAAAAACUGGCCAUUCGUUUUCAGUUUUAACUUUUUUUUAAUUUUAAAAAAUUUACUCAUACAAUAGUUUGAAAGUAAAUAUAGUUGCUUACAACUGCACAUAAUUAUGUGUAAGAAGCCAGA
Messenger RNA from Pocillopora verrucosa, 1276 nucleotides. NCBI's taxonomy places the organism in Eukaryota, Metazoa, Cnidaria, Anthozoa, Scleractinia, Pocilloporidae. The record is from RefSeq and is a predicted model, not a curated record.